Messenger RNA from Momordica charantia (bitter melon), 2217 nucleotides. It is a transcript of the gene FBL17, whose product is annotated as RNI-like superfamily protein. The record is from RefSeq and is a predicted model, not a curated record. Lineage: Eukaryota; Viridiplantae; Streptophyta; Magnoliopsida; Cucurbitales; Cucurbitaceae. Gene Ontology annotation, cellular component: cytoplasm. Gene Ontology annotation, molecular function: protein binding.
CUACCCGUUCUCCCGCGCCUUUCUAAACCCUCCUUUUUUUUUUCUUUCUUUCCCCUCUUUUAUCUCUUCAGCCCUCUCUCUCGCUUGCGAAUCCCUUCUCUCCGCCGCCGCUAUGGAACGCUUCCACCAUCCCCACCCCUCCGCCGCGUCCCCCGGUGGCGCCACCACCGCCUCGUCGUUCUCGAAUUCCGAGCUCAAGCGGGGCAAGAAGCGUGGGAGUUACAACUGUGGCCGGUGCGGUCUUCCAAAGAAGGGCCAUGUCUGCAAUCUCACUCCCGCGGCCGCCACUUCUACUCCCACCGAUUCCUCUAAUUCCGCUCGCGGAUCCACCAUUGAGCCGCCCUCUUCUCUCUCCGCCGCCCGAUCUCUGCCUCCUCCACGUCAGCCCUACUCCCAGCUCCGCCGCGCGCUCUCCUUCGAUGAGGCCGACGAUCUUCGCAGCGGCUUCCACUCCGAGGCUGAGGACGUUGAGGAGUCUGGAUUGGUGUUGGAUUAUCCCGACAUUGAUCCUGACUCCUCUGGAUGUUUGCCUGCGAGUUGUCUGUGGGAGGUGCUGCGGAGGCUGCCGCCGGCUGGGAUUUUGUCGGCGGCUAGGGUUUGCAAGGGGUGGAGAGAGACUACCAGGAAGCUUUGGAGGGCGGCGGAAGUGUUGACUCUCAGGGUUCCUUCUAGGGCUCAGGUUGGAUUUGUUGGUUCGUUGCUGCAGAAGUGUCCUGGACUUGUGACCCUCUCGCUUAGAUUGGAAAGUGACUUGGAUUCGAUGAUGUUGGCCUGCAUUGCCUUCUCAUGUCCUAAUCUUGAAGCUCUGGAGAUCACUAAGUCCCAAUCAUCAGUAAAUCGUAUCACAGGUGAUGAACUUGGUCGUUUUGUUGCUGAUAAACGUUGUCUUAAGAGCCUCAAGAUGGAAGGUUGUUCUAGUUUAGGGAGUUUUUACCUCUGUUCAUCAAGUCUUGGCACGCUAUGGCUUUCUAAUCUUUGCUCCCUUUCUAGGAUGGCUUUCAAUUGCCCCAAUUUGAAGGAGAUUUCAUUGGAGUUUUCUCGUCAAGAAAAUGAUAGCACCGAUCUUGUUGCCAUGGUUGACAGCAUGGGAAGAGGCUGCCCUAGAUUACAAAACAUACACAUCUCAUCUUUCUGCCUCUCUCAUGCUGUUGUACUGGCACUCACAGCUGCACAAUUGAGUGGCUUGCGGAUGCUUUCACUUGUUCUUGGAGCUGACAUCACUGAUGCAUCUGUUGCUGCUAUUGCUUCAAGCUAUCCAAACUUGGAGUUGCUUGAUCUUAGUGGGUCUAGCAUCAGUGACAGUGGCAUUGGAAUGAUCUGUAAUGUAUUCCCAGAUUCAUUGUCUAGACUUCUCCUUGCCCUCUGUCCUAAUAUCUCUUCAAGUGGCAUACAAUUUGCAACGGCUGAAUUGCCACUUCUUGAACUCAUGGAUUGUGGGAUGACUAUUUGUGAUCCUAAUUCUCAGGAUUCUACGUCUGAAAGUGGUGAUCAUGAAAUAUCAAAACCGCCCAACUCUAAGUUUCAUCUCAUUUACCAGAAGCUGAUUAUCAAACACAACCACCUGAAAAAGCUCAGUUUAUGGGGUUGUUCCGGUUUAGAUGCCCUAUAUCUCAACUGCCCUCAACUAGAUGAUCUCAACCUCAACUCUUGCAAAAAUUUGCAUCCAGAGAGAUUGUUACUUCAGUGCCCUGGUUUACGAAAUGUGCACGCGUCAGAUUGUGAGGAGUUAUUAGUUGGAGCUAUUCGGAGUCAGCUUGAUAGGUCUGUUGCACACGAGGAGAAUCUACUAUCUUGCAAACGCUUGGCAGAUGGCUCAAAACGUAUUAGGGUUCCACCUCUUGUUAGUUCACAGUCGUCCGAUAAUUAUUCGAAACGAAGACGGGUAGGAAGCCAUCCCUGUAACAUUCUUGUGUCUUAAAACAUUGAGAAGUUGUCAAUUUGUCUCUUGGUGUACACUGAUAAUAGUUAUGCGUUUGUGAAUUAUUAGCCAAUGAAGAGGCAGAGAGCACAAUGCCAAACCAGUUGGGUUUAUUAUAGGCAGAGUGCCUCGCCUGUGUAAACAUUUUCGCAUUGUAACAUUUCCUCUCUUUCUAAAACCAUAUUUUUCAGCAUGGAACUCACUCCACCGCCCAGACCCAAACCAUACAUGGAAAACUUGUCCAGCUUUAUAAGUUCCAUUCUCUUUUUUCAAUAAAGAAUAUUCAUUAUUUACUAUCA